Molecule: messenger RNA, 831 nt
Organism: Plasmodium vinckei vinckei
Lineage: Eukaryota; Apicomplexa; Aconoidasida; Haemosporida; Plasmodiidae
Product: conserved protein, unknown function
Exons: 1
Coding region: 1-831 (276 amino acids)
Source: RefSeq, a predicted model, not a curated record
AUGAAUUCAUUGAAAAGAAAGCUCGUGUUACUUGGAUAUGAAUCGUAUGAUAUCGAAAAAGACGAUUUUUAUCGUAUGAUUUUAAAAAUCGAAGAAGAAAAAAUUAGAUUGUAUAAGCCAAAAGAAAGAGAAAAACUUAAUUACACAAAAGAAAAAAACUAUAUUGAACAUAUAUUAAAAUAUUUAAAAAAAUUAAAUAUAAAUGUAGCAAAUAUUAAUAAAACAAAUAUUAAUGAAAUAGAAAUAAAAAAAUAUAUUUUAAAUAAUUUAACUACGUUAGCAUUGCUUGAUGAAUAUAAAGAUUUGACAUGUUUUGACGAUGCCAAAAAUGAUGAAUGUCAAGAUACUCAAUCGAACGAUGAGCAAGCUAAAUGUAUAGAAGGAAAUAUUUCUGAUCAAACAGUGACUAAUUUUUUUGAAUUAAAUUAUAUGAACAUUUGUGAAAAAGAAGAAUGUGAUAAAAAUAAAGAUAAACUAAUAAUAUUGAUCGACACAAUUAAUGACAUAUUUAAGAAGUAUGAUAUACCAUUAUUAAAAAAAGAUGAUAUUAUUAAAAAUAACAAAAUAUCUAAUGUUGUUUCUGCCUUACGUUUAUUAAAGGAAAAAUUAAAAACGAAAGAAAAAAUUCAAAAUGAAAAUUAUGAAGAUCUAUUCAAUUUUAACAUUAAUGUUAAUAACAAAGAUAUGGCUGAUUUUGCUUAUAUUUUAAGAUAUAUAUUUAAUGAAAAAUUAAGAGAUCGAAAGGUACAUAUCAAAAAUAUUCUUAAUGAAACCCAAAUACUGACCUAUAAUCCUAUAAUAGACAUAAAACAAGGAAAAGUUGGAAGGUAA